CGGUGUUGCUGCUGAUCAUCUGUAGGUGGCCCUAGGGGUGUUUUGAUGUGGCUUAUUGUGCGUGUUACUUAAAAGCUGUAUGUCAACAUGAAUAUUUAAAUGACAUGUAAGGAAUGCUUACUACACAAACUGAACUUCCAUGCACUGUGAUGUGUGCAUUUUAUUUUCCAUAUAGUGAAAACUGUCAGGACACCUGCACCAGGCAGAACAUGUACAUAUGAAGGCCAUGGUGUAGGCCAAGGCUAAUGAUGUAUUGUAGUAUGUACUUUGAAGAGAAACAGGCAAAUUAAAUGUUAGUAAAAUUGUAAUGCAUCUUCAGUAUUUAAUGGUAUGGUGUGUGUGUAUAUACUUUUUAGUACACAAAUGUGUUCUAUUGAACAUCUGCUUAGUUUUGCUGACUUUGUGUGUGCAUGUAGUUCUAACUGCACUGCUGUAUCGUUUUCUUGUAGAAGUAUUUUCCUAAAUUAUGUGUCUUUUUCUACACAGAUGGUGGUUAGCAUUAAAACGAUGACUGUGUGGGACAAAGACAAAGCAGAGAGGAAAAGGAAAGCUGAACUGUGCUGGAAAAAGACCAUGACUCAAACAUUACAGAGCCAGAGUCAUUUUAUCAAUAAGUACAUAGAUCUGCUCACGCAGGAUUCAGAGGAUCUGGAUGCCUCAGCCUCUACAUCAGCAGAGCAUAGCCCCAGUUCAUGUGACGGUGCUCUGGUGUGUGUGGGACCUCGUUGUUGGCGUGCCAGAGGAGGAGAGAGGAGGCAGAUGGAGAUGUGUAUCCUGUGUCACGAAGCACAGGAGAUCCUACCUGAUGGCACCGCCAUGGUGCUCGCUGCCUUUGUCCAACGCUCUACGGUCAUGUCCAAGAUCCGCAAAAGACUCCCUCACAAUCCAGAGAGCUAUGAUCCCCUCUUCAUGCACCCUGACCUGUCCUUUGGUACCCAUACCGGCAUCUGUGGCCACAUCAUGCACUCUCACUGCUGGCAGAGAUACUUUGAGACACUCCAGAGUCAGGAUGCGCAGUGGCUGCAUGAGCAAACCAGUUACGAUGUAGAGAAUGGGGAGUACCUGUGUCCACUCUGUAAGUGUCGCAGUAACACUGUCAUUCCUCUCCUGCCCCUCACUGAGACCACCUGCAGUUACAGCAAUAGUGAGCAGCCAGGUCUGGCUCAUUGGCUGAAUGCAACGUAUAUAAGCAGAUCAGAGCCUUGCACUCUGCUCAUAAGAGAGCCAAGCCAACAAAUGCUGGUGAGACAGAGACUGUGGAGGACUCUCCUCCUCCUGAGAGUUUCAGGCUGGACCACACACCAGUCAACCCUUAUUCAAGCUCCAUAAGGGAGAUGCUGAUGACAUUUGGGACCGCAACUUAUAAAGUUGGCCUUAAGGUGCACCCUAAUGAGCAGGACCCCCGUGUGCCUAUCAUGUGCUGGGGCAGCUGUUCUUGCACCAUCCAGUCUAUAGAGAGAUUAUUGGUAGAUGAGGAGAAGCCUUGUUUGGAAGUUUACCCUGUAGACAGGUAUGACAACCCAACUUAUUGUCAUAUCUCAGCCCAGCCAGGACUCGGUUUCCCGAGAAGCAACACCCACUUCUAACAUGGCCGCUGAGGACUACACUUCCCACACACGCAUGCGCUCACCUCCCCGGAGUUCUGAUCUCACACACCUGCAGCCAAUCACCUUGUCCACUCACCACGGCUUAUUAAGAGACUUUGGUUCAGAGACACUUUGUGAAGUAAAUGUUCAGCAGACUAGUUUCUCUGUCGUUCUCCAAGCGUUACCUACCGUGUUUAUUCGAUGACUUUGGCCUCUGUCUUGCCCCGUUUGUUUUGUUUGCAUGAUCGCCUGACCCUCGCUUGCUUCUUGACUAUGGACUGUGUUCACCCCUCUGGAUUAUUCUGCCUGAACCUGCCGCCCGCUUCUGCUUCUGUAUUCCCCACGCACUUGUUCUUGAUCCCUAGGUGGAAAGUUCCCCCUGCAUUCUGGAUGUGGACAUGUUCCACUUAGUGGGGAGUCAGGGUGCUGUCCUAUUCAGCCUUGCACUGCUUAGACUCCUCAGGGCUUAGUGCGGAUACUGCACACCUGCAUCUCUUCCACUUGGGCAUUGUUGCUCACCUGGUCCAGAUCCUCCUCACCUCUGUGCCAGGUGCUGGGGAAUGGGAAGUGCUGUGUGCAUAUGUGUCUGCCUCCUAACCUGCUCCAGCUCUAUUAUAAUCACCAGGAGCUUCUGGAUCCCCUGCUUCAGGGGUGGUGCUCACAUCCAGGCAUGCAACAAUGUCUCCAGUCACCUGAAACCUUUAUAAGUUUUCCUUGGGAAUCCAAUAAGCUAAUUGAUGUGCCAGAGGAUUACUGUGCACUGAUCAACUAGGCUUUCAGCUUCACCUGUCCUAAGUCAGAUGGAGUUAAGUCUUGAGCUCAAACUCUGUGCUUGGUGUGUGGCACGAUGCUGUCUUCUCAGAGCAGCUGCUGCCAGACUGAGCUGGAGGGUGAGGACGUUGGAGCGUGUACUGCACACACAUUUGUUUGCUGAGCUGGUGUUAGCAUCUUCCUCAGGGUGAGGGAGAAUCAGGUUCUUUUCCUGUACCUCGAUGACUAUGGAGAACUGUCCAAGGGCUCAGAUGGAGGAAUGCGCUACAGAAAGAUUCAGAAGCUCUGGCGCCAGCACAGCAUCACCGAGGAGAUGGGUCAUGCACAGGAAGCUAAUCAGACUCUGGAGGACAUUGACUGGGAGAUCCUGGAUUUUCUUGGCUAAAGCCAAAUCUAAACUGACCAGGGAUCUGCACAUUUACCUAGAAAUGGAGUGGAUCUAAUCACAGCCUGUGAUAUUUGUCUGUGCACACAGGAUGCCUGGUUUCAGGUGAAGUCGUGUGUUCCCUGAUAGUCAAUGAUUGCUGGAGCUCUGGAAAUAGCAGGUGAGAUUGCAGGCCGGAGUCGCGUCGCUGUCCAGGGAACCAAAGUCAACCUCCCCUACUCCUGAGACCACAGUGUGACUGAGAGCCUAGACUACAUGGCUACUUGGAACAUGAACAUGUUGCAGACACAGGAUCUUAUGAAGUCAGCGCAGGCAGCCCUGGAAAAGAAGAGUCCGAAAGAUGUGCCCUUCUCCAAGCUUUAAAGGAGAAGAUCCAGGGCUGUUGAAGCUGUGGUGGAACUGAGACAUCAUCAUCCACAUAUCUUCAGUUCUUCUUGCUAAGUCUCAGUUUCUUUUUAGUCUUUUUAUUUUUAGACUGGUCAAAAGACCGAUUAGUGGAAGUGAAAUGAUAGAUGAACUUUUAAUUACUUGCUUGAUUAUUUGCAGGUGCUUUGUACAGUAAGACAGGAUAACUAAUACUCAAAAGCUUGGUUUGUGUGUUAACAUGUACAGUAGAUGUACAUAGUUUUUUCUGGUGCUGUGUGACUGCAGAAUGUAGUGCAGUUAACACAGUAAAUUUCCUUGGAUGCUCACUUUUAACUCGAGGAGGUCACAGGUUGCCCAGACAUCUUUUUUUAAAUCUGUCAAUCCGUCACCCGCACGUCAUUCUUGGCGACGAAGAGGAGGAAGCUGGACAGAUAAAUUCAUUUAUUUAUUUAUUAUCAUUGCUGUGUUUCCUCAAUCGAGUGCAGAAAGGAGAAAAACAACACAACUGGUUUAAAAUAAAAAUAUAGAAAACAAUCUAAUGUAAGGUUCUGAUCCGGUUUGCUUUCAGCAGGAAGGCUGUCCUCUUUCCUGUUGCUCUUUCCCUUCUAUUAGUCCAUUUGUCCAGUCUGAAUCGGUUUGAUUGUUUGAUUCGUUUCGAGACGAUUCGGAGUCAAAUAAUUUUCUAGUGAGAGUCGCACACUUCCAAAUGAACUAGACUGAGAUGAGUAUUUGAUUCUCACUUGAAAGUGAUUUGACUCUGAAUCAACUCGAAAUUAAUCAGUCAAACUGAUUCAGACUCUAUAAAAGGACUAUGAGGUGUGAUUAAGAUAUAUAUUCCAAUGUUUUGCUUUACAAUUCCACUGUGUGUGUGUGUGUGUGCACGCAUAUGUGUUUUUCAGGAGAACGAGAAACUCUGACACAAGAGUACAUCCUGACCAUUGGUACUGUGUACACAUCAACAUACACACACGUCUCCAUGCUGGACAGCUCAGGAGCUUUCACACACAGUGCUAGGAAUAUCCCGGGACAGAGAAACGCACCUUCUAAGUGAGCGAGUUUAGCGUCAACCGGUGAAAUUUGCUGUAGCGUGAACACUUCGCCUCUGUGAGCUUCACUCUCCGUCAGGUUCACUGUAAUUAGACAUAAAAUGUACAUAAUGUUUAUGUUUCAUACAUUUAGGAUUUAAUGUUUUUUUUUUUUUUUACCCUUCGAGGAACAGAAAUGAUCUUUUGAGGCAGGUUCUUCAUCACUACCUGCUCCGUUUGACUCAAAAAUGUAACGACCGGUUUCAAAAAGUCACGAUGUCUUCAGUUCAUGUGAUUUUACUGUUGAAUUUAAACAGGAAAUGUGAACUUUUUUUCCCUUUAUGUUUCCUCUACUGUCUUUUUGCUGUGAUCUUGAACACAGUUGUAAUUUUUAAAAAUAAAUAAAUAAAUAAAUAAAUUAUCAUUCUAUUCUUUCUCACUUUCCUUGUCCUAAUUGUCCUGUAUCUGUUAAAUCUGUUUCAUCUCUGGUCUUUCUGUCUGUAUGAACACUUGUAGAAAUGACAUGUAGUCCAUAUUUUUAAAUAUUUUUAUUCAUGAUUUUGAAUUUAAAUAAAGAUAUUCUUUAAUUCUG
This is a messenger RNA of Ictalurus punctatus (channel catfish), 4725 nucleotides long. Its product is annotated as E3 ubiquitin-protein ligase UBR2-like. The transcript is spliced from 20 exons. Gene Ontology annotation, molecular function: ubiquitin protein ligase activity. NCBI's taxonomy places the organism in Eukaryota, Metazoa, Chordata, Actinopteri, Siluriformes, Ictaluridae. The record is from RefSeq and is a predicted model, not a curated record. Gene Ontology annotation, biological process: ubiquitin-dependent protein catabolic process via the N-end rule pathway. Gene Ontology annotation, cellular component: cytoplasm; ubiquitin ligase complex. The coding region runs from base 331 to 1329 and encodes 332 amino acids.